AUGCUGAAGUUGGAUGGGGAAGACCAGUUUUGUGCGGCGUUGGAGGAUGACGUUGCCGGUUCUAUCGAAAAUGCCAAGAUCGAAAAAUCUAAUCGUAUAGAUGGAACAUCGGAUAGCCGAUUGUCUCUUCUUCAGAGCAUCAUCAAGAAUAGUAAUACGAUCGUCAUCGUUAUCACCGUUACACAUUAUUCCAUGUUGCUCCAAGAACAGAAGGACGCGCAGUCCACGCCCCAAGAGACAGGAGCAGACUCUGAGGCAGGACCAGCACCACGUGAAGAGGACAUUGUUGACGAACCGCUACACACCCCGCCACCACAUAGAUUCCCCUCGCAAGAUCAAACAUCACAGCAAAGCCCUUUAUCACCGGAAGAAAUCGAAAUCGCAAGGCCAGAAGAUCUUUCCCACGUUGGAGGAGGACUCGACUCAGUACACUCAUCAGAAGAGCAACUAGAGCCACCGUACGAAUCCCUCUCUGAAGAAUCGGACGACGAUAGUGACGAGGAAUCAAACAUGGCAAACGCAAUGAAAGUCCCGGCGUUCUCAGGAGAGCCAACGGAGAACAUCGAAGUCUCAAUUAUGGCUGCGCGAAUUGCAGCAGAAAGCCUUGGCAAACGAUGGGGACCAGACACCACAGCCACAGACAAGAUGUUUGCGCGGGUUAUGAUGUUACAAGGUGCCCUCAAAGGAGCGGCGGCAACAUUUGGCUCAGACUUAUUAAACAGGAUACCCGAAAUAUCUUUCGACAAAUUCUGUCAAGAUCUCCGAAGUCGUUUCCCGCCAAUCCCAAGAAAGAUUGUCGAAAAGGACGCAAGACAGAAAGCGAUGACAAUGUCACAAGACAAAGGAGAGAAGGUUCAAGACUACCUUAGUCGAGCUCAAACCCUUUCGGCACACCUGACAGACUGGGAAAAGCAGGAAUAUCUCGGGGAUCAACUCAUUGAGGGCCUUAGCCAUGACCCCCUCAGAUUCGCUGUUCGAAGCGGGAUCAAUGCCGAGAAGAAAUCCAACCCGGACCUUACUGUCGACCUGCCAUUUAUAGUCAACUUUAUCACAAGCACUUUGGAUCUAAAGGACGCAACCCCGUCAGUAACAAAAGGGACCAAGAAGGAAAUUACUUGGCAAACCAUUGGCGCAGGUGCUACGGGUUUGAAUUCCGACGAAGACAAACUUGACACACUUAUCAAAGGGAUGAACGAGUUACGGCACAGCAAUCGGUACUGGCUGAGAACCAGCGAAUUAUGUCACAACCUCGUCCGCGGCCCCAAGGACCUCCUCGUCAAGGCUUUAAUGCGACCACCUACAUGGGAACAGCGCGAGUCAAACCGUCAAAAGGACCUCGACCAGAGAAACGCCUCAACCCAAGGACCUUCAGCAAAUGCAGCCACACCUGAUAGCCAAUAUGUCCACCCGUCCCGAAGACAAUUGAUGUCAACCGCACACCAUUCGGAGGAUGAACCACCACAGGAUGUUGCCCGUGGAUGGCAAAAGUACGAUCUGCCACUCUGUAUGGUAGACGGUGGAGCCUCGAUCAACAUCAUGUCUGAGGCAACCUGUCGCCAACUAGGCCUGGAAGUCGUCCAGCAGGAGAUGCUUGGCAUUAAGACAGCUAACAACACUUCCGAGCCAUGCUCGGGAUUUGUCCAGUUUGUCAUAAACACCUCAGGUGUGACACAAAAGAUAUCGGUGUAA
Molecule: messenger RNA, 1689 nt
Organism: Pseudogymnoascus destructans
Lineage: Eukaryota; Fungi; Ascomycota; Leotiomycetes; Thelebolales; Thelebolaceae
Exons: 4
Coding region: 1-1689 (562 amino acids)
Source: RefSeq, a predicted model, not a curated record